AUGAGUUCUUUAAAAAGUUAUAGUAACAUUAGUGAUAAGCUUGAAUAUAUUGAUAUCAAUGAAGGAGUCGAUAUUAAAAUACUUGCUGAAUGUUUUGUAACAGACAUGCAUCAUAUUCAAGAGAAUGAUGGAAAAGAAUUUAUAAUUGAUCACAUAAAAGAUUAAUUAAAAUAUUACGAGAAACAAAUCAAUUUAUUAAAUAAAUCUUAAUAAUUGUAAUUUAUUUAAGCAAUUAAUUCAGAAAAAAAUGAUUAUGAAGCAUUAUAUAAUACAGUCUGGUAAAUGUAAAAGAAACCGACUUCAUUACAGGUACAUUAAAUUAAUUCUAGUAAUUUCGUUCUUCAAGAGUAUAAGUCAUAAAUAGAUUUAUUAUAAAAAAAUAAUUUUUUUUAGAAUGCAAAAUGUUUUACCGACACCGAAUCGAAUAAAGAUUUUUAAAAACAAACAAUAUGAUCCAGAUAAAAAAGUAAAUUAAUUUAGGAAAUUAAUUAAUAUCAUGAAAAAUGAAUUAGAAAAAAGAUUGCAAAAAUUGACAAUCGAAUCUAAUUCUCCUAUCUUCCGUGAUUUUAAACUAAAACUAACUAAAGUUUAUAUGUAUAAAAAGUAAGUAAAAAAAUUGAUGACGAAGAUUUUGAAUUAGUAAAAAAUGAUAGGAAUUUUAUAGAGAAAAAAAUAUUUGUGUUCGCUUCGUAAAAGAUAUGAAUAAAAUAAGAUCUAAAUAUAUAAUGAUUAGAGUCUUUCAUCAACUUGAUAAUGAAAAAAAUGGGGGAAUAUCAACUGAUUUUAAAAACUUAGUCAUUGAUCAGUAAAAUUUUGAAAAAAUCAAGCUAGUGUUAUUGCAUAUGAAAUCUUAGUAUUUAAUUUCUAUAAAUAUAAAAUCUAAGACUUUUUGA
Messenger RNA from Paramecium sonneborni, 893 nucleotides. The record is from the annotation of a GenBank genome assembly. Lineage: Eukaryota; Ciliophora; Oligohymenophorea; Peniculida; Parameciidae.